AUGUGUAAGAUUGUAAACAGGGAGUGUGAGGCUAUCUGUCGACCUUCCUCCAGAAGCUUGUUUCGAGACUCCUCGUAUGAGGCGAUGUUGUCCUUCACUAUCAGCAGAACAGCUCAGGAUCCACAGACACAUACACCUACUCUCUGGAAACUGCUAAGGGCAGCCAUCAGCCAUGAUUCCAGCAUGAUGGAAAGAAGUAGCAGACAUAUUGCACAUGCAGUGAUGGCUUCAUCAUGUCUUUUGAAAGCUCGAAACAGAUACAUGUCGUCUGUGCAAUCUGUUGUCAGUGUUGUCCUGUUCAACUCAGGAGCCAAGAAAAGAGCUUACAACAGACUGAAUCAUUUGGGAAUCUCCAUGUCACACAAGAGGACUUUAAGAAAGAUUAGAGCAAUGGCCAAGAACUAUAACUCUGUCAUGCUGUCUUGGAAGGCGAGCAUAGAGAGCCAUGUUGCAAUACAGUCCUCCAUUCCAGAGGUUCGAUCUGUUGCAGGUUCUUUACCUGUUGCUACCUGUGUCUUGCCUGCUUUUGACAAGACAAAUUCUGACUUGAAUAGUUCUGAGAAUUCUCUGUCUUCUUCGUCAUCUUCACAUAGCGUGGAAACAGAGGAGGGCAAUGAUGAGAUGCAAGACCUGUCACAGAAAAGCUUUCAAGUCACAGGAGACAAUCUAGACAUUUCAAUUAAGACAAAGUACAUGUCCAUUGAUCGACGAAACAAGUCAUUGCACUGGUUUAAUGUUAUUGCUAGCAAUGAACGUGUCAUCAAUGCUGACCUGGCAACAUCAAGACCUAGGUGUUCAAUUUUGUCUGUCCCGGACACUGCUUUCCUGCCAUCAGUGCAAGAGAAUGAGAAGCUUCAUGAGGAAUUCGCAAUUUUGGUGGAGAGGAUCUUGGUCAAAUAUUUGCCUGCUUUUGCUCUCUUUGAAAACUACGUGUGUAAGCACAUCAUGCACAAGUUUUCCAAGGAAGCAAGCCAACAGUCUGAACAGCAUUGUCUGGGUCUCCUUCAGUUUGAUGAAAACAAAGACAUGCUUCAAAUUUUGACACAUAUCAGCAAAAUGUAUGUCCCUCAUUUUUAUAAAGAUCAGCGAGAAGAACGUAUUCCAGAAGCACCUUUGCAUCGAGUACAGUUUGGAGGUGAUCAGCUGACUGCUGAAAGAAUCAGGAAUUGUCAAAAAGCCAUCAUUAAUGGAUCAAGCCCAUUUGAGAGACUGGAAGGUGUCUUUACCCAUGCAGAAGAUUUCCAUUGCAUGAUGAAUUUUGUGAAUCUCAUCUUUGCGAAGUUCUAUGACUCUCGUAGCAUGAAGGAUGUGGGAACUAUGUAUCAACUACGAAACCAACUUGACAGGAGGGAUGUCGGGAAGGACACCACUAAACGCUAUAGAUCUUGCAAUGCAUUUUUGAAUGAUGUGCUUGAUGGUUAUAUUGUAGCUUGUGCUGUGGUCCAUUUUAACAUGCGAGAUGUGGAAGACAUUGCUGCUCCCCCAGGAAUGCCAAAGAGUUCAGAAGCUGCCUGGUUCCACGAGGAAGUGCUAAGGUUGGUUGAUCACUAUGUGCUGCAGUGGACAGAAGCUAGUCAUGAUAGAGGUAGAUUCCUGGAAUCCAUUCAGACAGUAGAGCGAGGUAGUGCAGUGGCUGUUGUUGCUGAUGGUCAUGUUGUUGAUUUUGAGAACACAAGCAUCCCAGUGAGUGUUCAGUGUAGCACUUCAGAUCAUCCAGCUUCAGAAGCCUGUUCUGUUGUUCAGUCAUCAAAUUCAACAACAUUUCAACAAGUGCAGGAUGAUGACUACAGAAGUGGACUUUGGGCACUUUUGAGUAGAUUGAGGUCAUUGCAGCAACCGCAAGUGUUUAGCUCCAUCGAUGCACGACAAGCACAUGAACUCCAACUACACUUUGUCUCCAUCUCUGAAUCAUCAGAUUCAGUUGAGAGAGCUGCAGCAGCAGACGGUAAUCAAUCCUUUACUCCUGAGGACCAUAUAUUUAAUUACUACUCAAAUUUUAUGAAAAUGGCCUUACUGGAAAGGAAUUUCCAAGAUGCUGUUGGAGAAAUGGAUGGUGAAAGACUGUAUCGCUUAUGGAAAUUUAAAAUGCUUCAUUUUAAGGAGGCUGGCAGAACAAAGUAUGGCUUAGAAGCAUUUUAUUUUGUAGCAGAUCAGCUUUCACUGCUUAGCCCACACGAGGCCCAUCGCCAACUGUGGAACAGAGGCUUUAACCUUCGAGGUGGUGCUGGUAACAACGUUCCGUUAGACUUGAUGGUUGAACACAACAAUAACACCAUCAAAGAAUGGAUCUUCAACCAGGGUGCUAACGUAUCCUUUGAAUCUGCACAGCUGGUAAGCCAGGCCUCACAAGGCAUAGAAGCUGUGCUGGAUAAUCUGGAUGUUUCACUUGAAGUUGGCAAAGAAUCUAGCAAACAUGCCAGAGUGGACAAACAGAAGGAUGUUUUUAGAAUAGCUCAGGAGGUUCUACACCAAAAGAUGGGUGUGUAUUGUCCUGGACGUUCCUAUAAAUCAUUUAUGGGGAUGGAGCGUGAUGUCUUGCAUAAACUGAAGCCAUCAUCACUGCUCUCUUGGAUCAGAACUCAAAAGCGGAAGCUACAUAUGCAAGAGGUGGUUUACUCUCCAUCUGCUUUCUGA
Corticium candelabrum is the source of this 2634-nucleotide messenger RNA. RefSeq lists its product as uncharacterized. NCBI's taxonomy places the organism in Eukaryota, Metazoa, Porifera, Homoscleromorpha, Homosclerophorida, Plakinidae. Bases 1 to 2634 code for a protein of 877 amino acids. The record is from RefSeq and is a predicted model, not a curated record. The transcript has 2 exons.